GAGCAUGGAAGGGCAACUUACUUCAAAUUGUUGGAAACUUUCCUAUCAGAACUGAUUAAUAAUAUUUUAAAAGUACUUUUUUGUAUAGUAAUUAAUAAAAAGAAGCAUGUCAGAUAGUUCAGAUGAUGAGGCCACAUUCGAUGAAGCCUUUGAAAGGUUUAAAAGAAUAUUUUAUAGAGAUAGAUGUGAAUGGCGAGAUGUUGUUCCCGUACCUCAGGAUGAUGGGCCAGAACCAAUUGUUUCUAUUCCAUAUUCAGAGAAAUUCAGAGAUGCAUACGACUAUUUUAGAGCAAUUUUAAAAUCAGGAGAGAAAUCAGAAAGAGCAUUAGAAUUAACUUUAGAUUGUGCUAAUUUAAAUCCUGCCAAUUAUACAGUUUGGACAUAUAGAAGAGAAAUUCUUAAAAGUUUAGGUAGCGAUCUUGAAAAAGAAUUAAAAUGUAUUAAUUUUAUGAUGAGAAAAAAUUCAAAAAACUAUCAACUUUGGCAUCAUCGACAAGUGAUUGUGGAAUUGUUAAAAGAUCCUAGUUAUGAAUUAGAAUUCACUGCAAUGAUAUUAAAAAAGGAUUCUAAAAAUUAUCAUGCUUGGCAGCAUCGUCAAUGGGUUAUUAGAACAUAUAAUUUGUAUGAUAAGGAACUAGAGUACGUUGAAGAAUUAUUAUUAGAAGAUGUGCGAAAUAAUUCAGCAUGGAAUCAACGUUAUUUUGUAUUGGAUAACACCACAAAAUUUGAGCCAGAAAUAAUAGAUCGUGAAAUUGAAUUUGCCAUAAGUAAAAUUCAUAUUGUUAAAGGAAAUGAAAGCCCUUGGAGUUAUUUGAAAGGAAUUCUCAAUAAUGAUCCAAAGGGUUUAGGCUAUAAUGAAAAAGUUAUAAACUUAUGUCAAAAAUUGUACUCCGAAGGAUGUAGAGUAAACCAUUUACUUGCAUGUAUCAUUGAUAUUUGUCAAGAAAGGCAUAAAGAAACUGAACCACCAGAUUCUCUAUUUCACGUUAAUAAUGCCCUUAAGCUUUGCGUGGAUUUAGCGGACAAAUAUGAUGUAAUAAGAAAAAAAUAUUGGGAAUUCAUAAGCGACCAAUUGAAAGAAAAAUUUAAUGUUUGUUCCACUAUGGUUUAAAAAUAAGUCUUAUUUGUUAUUGUUUUCUUUUUUACACUUUACCUUGAAAUAUUAAUUAUUCGAGAAUCAAAUUCUUUUAUACAAAGUUUUUUAUACAAAAAAAAUUUCGAUAAAUCUUAUAACAAUUUAAUAAUUCUAUAAUAAUACUGAUAAUAACUAUGAACAAAAAAAAAAAAUAUGUUGUGAAUGCAAAGUUGUGAAUUGAACAUAAUUUAUACACAAAAAAAAAUAUAUAUAUAUGUAAUAAUCUGUACAGAUGAAAUUAUUGCAUUUUAAUUGCAUGUCUAUUGUGUAAAAUGUGAUUGCAAUAUACGUGGUCUAUAAAAAAUUGUUA
Leptopilina boulardi is the source of this 1445-nucleotide messenger RNA. It is a transcript of the gene Fnta, whose product is annotated as protein farnesyltransferase/geranylgeranyltransferase type-1 subunit alpha. The coding region runs from base 107 to 1111 and encodes 334 amino acids. The transcript has 5 exons. The record is from RefSeq and is a predicted model, not a curated record. Gene Ontology annotation, biological process: protein geranylgeranylation; protein farnesylation. Gene Ontology annotation, molecular function: protein farnesyltransferase activity; CAAX-protein geranylgeranyltransferase activity. Gene Ontology annotation, cellular component: protein farnesyltransferase complex; CAAX-protein geranylgeranyltransferase complex; cytoplasm. Lineage: Eukaryota; Metazoa; Arthropoda; Insecta; Hymenoptera; Figitidae.